Molecule: messenger RNA, 3019 nt
Organism: Vanessa atalanta (red admiral)
Lineage: Eukaryota; Metazoa; Arthropoda; Insecta; Lepidoptera; Nymphalidae
Gene: Arglu1
Product: UPF0430 protein CG31712
Exons: 5
Coding region: 96-857 (253 amino acids)
Cellular component (GO): nucleoplasm; mitochondrion
Molecular function (GO): cadherin binding
Source: RefSeq, a predicted model, not a curated record
UGGAAUGCGUUCAUCGGAGUUUCAACAAUCGUGUUAUGAAAAUUUACAAUAUCUUGGAAAUUAAUUAAAGUUUACACCAACGAAUAGUUUCUAAAAUGGGUCGAUCAAGGUCCCGAAGUAAAACACCACGACGACAUCAUAAAAGUAGCAAACAUUCAAGAAAGAAGAGUCGUUCGAAAGAUCGCUCUUCAUCGCGAAGUAGAAGUUCUAAACAUGCUGAGAAAACUAGAGAACGAAGUUCCAAAUCAAGAAAAAGAUCGCAUUCAGCGUCAUCGACAUCUAGUAGUGGCGGUUCUUAUGAUGCAAAUAGAACUAGCAGAAAGAAAUCCAAAGGACGCAGUAAAAUGGACGAAGUCGAUCGGCUUGCAGAAAUGGAAAGACAAAGACGUAUUAGAGAAGCAGAACAAAAGGUAGUUGAAGAGGAGGCGGCAAAAAGAAUAGAACUACUUGUAAAGAAGAGGGUUGAGGAAGAACUGGAGAAGCGUAAGGAUGAAAUAGAGCAAGAAGUUGCAAAAAGAGUCGAAGAGGCAAAAAGAAAGAUGGAGAAAGAAAUGAUGGAGGAACUAGAAAGGCAAAGAGAACAGCAACGUCAGGAGGAGAUGGCUAGACAGGAGGAAGAAGCUCGUAAAAGGAAAGAAUUGGAGGAAAUCAUGGCAGAAAAUAACAGAAAGAUAGAGGAAGCCCAACGCAAGCUGGCUGAAGAAAGACUAGCGAUGAUAGAAGAACAAAGAAAAAUGGAUGAAGAAAGACAAAAACUUAAAAAAGAACAAGAAAAACGAAUUAAAGAGGAACAAAAGAAAAUUUUAGGGAAAAAUAAUUCAAGACCCAAACUGUCAUUUUCACUGAAGCCUCUCUGAUGGGUAUUGUGAAUAUGUAAUAAACUUUUGCCAAGUUAAAGUUCUAUGUAUCUUGUGUUAGACAAAAUUUUCCAAGUGUCGUAAUUAGGGUUUGAUUUAAAAAAUUUGCAAAAUAAUAGGAAUAAUGAUAACAGAGACAUUUAAACUUAUUCCAUUUAAUUCAUAAAACAACAAAAUAAAAACUAGGUUAACUGAUGGCGUGGCUUAACAUUUUGUAUUGUCAAUAUAUCAUAAUGUCGAUUUUUUUGUACAGAAUCUCUAACAUGUUUGACAAAGACUUGUCCCUUUCAAAAUCACACACGAGAAAGAGAGGAAGAUAGAGAAAGAGAGAGAGCGAUUAUUUAGACCUGUCAAAUUCGUUAGAAAUUCUAUAUCUAUUUGGCGCAAUUCUCAAAUAUAGAGUUUGCUUACUGAAAGUCGAAAUAAAACUCGAACGCUUGAAAGCACACAUUGAUAAUUAAAAGUCUUAUUAGAUAUUUAUCAAUAUACACACACACAACCACUUUUAUAAAAUGUCAGUAACAUUUAAGGGUAAAUAAUUUCUAAAGCAUUCUUUAAUACAAGAUAAUGUUAAGUAGUAAAUAAUCUUAUUUAUAGUAUCAUACAUUUUUUUUACAAAUAUAUAUUAUAUAACAGAAUACAAUCCAAUUUUAAUUUGUUUAUGGUUUGAUUCAUACUGAAUUAUUUCCUUUACACUUUCGAAUCACUGCAAAAAUAGAAAAUUUACAGCAAAAUAAAUUAAAACUCCAUUGAAAUCCGUCCACACGAAAAGUUUUACAUAGUUUAUCCAUAGUUUUCUUUUAUUUACUUUAAUUUUGUUAUACUCCAGAACAAUAAAAGAACAAACUGUUUCUUGUCAAGAAGAUAGUUGUUCUAGUAGGAAAAUUUAAGACAGACAGACAAAUAUUCUGUUAUAUUUAAAAACAUGCUUAUGACUGAAACGGAAGAAGAUGAAUAAUUAGUCUCAACUGUCUAUCAUUAUUGAUGUUUUUUAUAAAUUAUUAUUUUAUGGCAUAUUUCAAUUGAUGCUACACCUAAUUGGAAAAACAAAUCUAAAACAAUAGAAUUAUCUUGAAAUAACAGAUAGAGGCAUACACGUUUGACAAUAUAGAUGCGCGUGCGUCGUUUCAUAAUAAUCUUCGACUUCUCAUUUAGAACUUUGGAUAUUAAUUGGCUUAAAAAAUAGAAUGUAGGUUGUAGAAAAUGUAUGUAAAGAACUAUUACGAUCAAAACGAUACGAUAAAAGAAGAACGCACGCCGCACCAGAUCGCCUAUAAUAAAACUAUUAAUUAACUCAGUUGAAUCAAACUUAUAUGAUUAACAAGACAGUAUAAUUAACAGUACCAGCAGCUUUAUAGAUAAAAUUCAAUCGAUAUUUAAAGCUAUUCAUUAAAAAAUCCUGUUGCGAUUUUUUUCUAUAUUUGUAGUACUAAUAUUUCAGGUGAAUGUUUAAUCAUAUAACAACAUAAAUAAUAACAUAUUUGAGUUGUAGAAUUGCGAACGCAGACCAUUUCUGUUAAUCAAUUGUAUUCUUUUAUAUAAAUAACAUAAUAAUCAAAAUAUCAACAUAAGAAAUAGUUGAGACAGAGGCCUUUGAAUUAACAUUAUAUAGCAAUACAUUUACGAAUCCGAACGUUUUAGAUAUUUUGAAAGUUGUUAUGUAGAUAUAGAUAUUUGUUAAAAUGCAAAUAUAUACUGCUAAAUUAAAUUAUUAACAAAGGUAUCUUUUAAGAGUUGUUAGAAAUCAGUGACAUGUUUCCACUGGUCUUGUCAAAAUUGUCUAAAAUAAAAGUUUUGUAUCAAAAUAUCCGUAAUCUUAGAUUGUAACUAGAUUAGAUUUUAUAUAUUCAUCAUCAUUAGAAUAUUAUUUAAUAAAGUAAACUGUUGAAUUUUGCUGCAAAACUUGUAUUUAAUAUGAUUUUAUUUUCUAAAUGUUUAUAUUCAACUUAUUCGCACGAUAUUUCUUUAACCAUUUAUUUAGUGAACAUUAAAAUAAAGAUCGUGCAUGCAUUUAAACUGAGUAAAUGAGUUAAUCUUUCAUAUUUCAUAAAUCCAUGCACUCUUUAAAGUAGGACCUACUUACGUUCAUUACUUAUAUUCAAUAACAUAUUUGAGCACAAUGUCAUUUCACUGUAAUCAAAAUUGAAAGCAUCAAAAUAAAG